Asterias rubens (European starfish) is the source of this 6137-nucleotide messenger RNA. RefSeq names its product zinc finger protein Xfin-like. Bases 756 to 3701 code for a protein of 981 amino acids. The transcript is spliced from 2 exons. Gene Ontology annotation, biological process: regulation of transcription by RNA polymerase II. The record is from RefSeq and is a predicted model, not a curated record. Lineage: Eukaryota; Metazoa; Echinodermata; Asteroidea; Forcipulatida; Asteriidae. Gene Ontology annotation, molecular function: DNA-binding transcription factor activity, RNA polymerase II-specific; RNA polymerase II transcription regulatory region sequence-specific DNA binding. Gene Ontology annotation, cellular component: nucleus.
AUCAAACUUUUUGCAUUUACAAGUGCAACUAACCAGUGGAGCGCAUUACAUCAUGUACGUGUUUCUUCUAAGUUUUGGUCAAGGGAGAGGAGACUCUUUGCUUGGCAAAGUCAAGCUACAAACAUUUUGUUUUACAUCGCGCCCUGCCCUGAGAGGUAAAAUAUUUGCCACGAUUUUAGGGACACCUUGAAAACAGGACGUCCUACGAUACUUGGCGAUUCGGGGCUGCGGCGGCCUCCCCUCUGAUGAUCCUCGAAAGAACUGCUUUGCCCUGUCUGAUGGUCUCUGAUGGAGACUGCUGAAUGAAUAGAGAGAUGCAGAUACUUAACCAUGCUCGACGUCCGUGGCCAUGGUAGGAAUACCCCCGUAGCUAGCUGCUAGCUUGCAAGCUAGGAUUCUUUUGUCUACUACCCUACUACACUAGCACUGCUGUUGUGCCAGUGCUAAUGCAUCUCAACCUACAUAAUGUACGUGUAGUGUCUCCUCUGAGCUGUGUGCACACCACCGCAUAGCUAGCUCAGGAGAUUGGAACGGUUGCAAGCGGUUUUAUAACGGCACGAUUCUGCUGGACUUGGAUUCUUGGAAUGGACAUUUCUCAUCUAAAUACCCACCUUACUUGAUGUUAUCUGUGUACGUACGUUAUUAGUGAAGCUUCUCUCAGGUCGUGUUUACACUUACAGCAAUUCUACGAUGGUUUGUGCGAGUGACAAAGAAGGCUGUGUGUGCAGUCUUGUGUUGCAAGGACCUUCCUCACUAUGAGUGGUGGCAAUGCUAUGCUUAGCUGUCAUCAUUGUGGAUACUUGGCUACAUCACCUGUAUAUCUUGCCCAGCAUCAGAAAUGUCACGGUUUGGAAUACGAAGGUCCCUGGCGUACCUGUGAUAAUUGUAACUUUGCAACAAGAUCUGCACAAGAAUUCAGAGCUCACACCAAGCAGCAUUCUCGUGAACUACCCCAAGAUUUUAAGUGUGGAUAUUGUGGAAAGAGCUACCAGACAUUCAAAAAUUUAGAAAAACACUGUGUUCAGGUUCACGGAAAGGAAAGUUUGUCAAAUAUGGAGGACACACCUCAAUCAGAAAGUAGUAAUGGAAAUGAAUCAACAGUCAAUACUUUUCAGUGUAGUGAAUGUGAAUUCACUUGUAGAAGUCAUGGCAGCAUGUGGUAUCACCAGAAAAAAAUGCACCCAACAGAAGAGGACAAACAAAAAGAGUGGCACUGUUGCCAGAUCUGUGGUUUGACAUUUGUUUAUAAGCAACGCUACUAUGCUCACAUGGAGCAAUAUCAUGCUCUGUCCAUGGAUGAACCUAUCGAAGGUGAUGAGGUCCCACCAAGUGACAACUUUCACACAAGUGAGCAUAGUUCAUCUCCUCCGGCAGAAAAACAUGAGUUGAGACCAGGACAGCUUAUUAUUAAGUCUGAGGCAAUGUCAGACGGUGAACCAGACCCUGACUCUGAGAGAGAUGGAGGCUCAUGGGUAGAUCAUGAUGAUUCAAAUGAAAAUUUGAUGUUAUCUCAUGAUGAAAUAAGACCAAGCAGUGAGGGUGAUAUUGAUAUUGAGAAUGAGGGUAAUAAUGGAAAUCUAGAGGAUGAUGAUGAUGAAACUCCACCAAGCUUGAGACAGAUGCUUGAGAGAGGGCCUAGCCCAGCUAGAAGUGUUGGUAGUAGUGGUCAGUAUGAGCGUAGACCACCAGGUGUAGGAUUCCCUUGUGAAGACUGUGAUUUUGUUGCAGCAUCUUCAAGUGGACUGUGGUAUCAUCGACGUAAAGUGCAUGAACCAAAUAAGAUGGCCACAUGCCCGCAUUGUGAUUACACUGCAGUAAGCAGUCGAGAUGUACAGAAGCAUUUGCGAAAGCAUACAAAUGAGCGACCCUUUGACUGUAAGUACUGUGAAAGAAACUUUACACAAAAGAACCAUCUUUUCAAUCACAUCAUUACAAUUCAUAAAGGAGAAAAGUUACCAACAGAGAUUGAUGAAUCAACAGACAGUCGUUCAGCUGCACCUGCUGUACACUCUCCCAGCCAUGAAAGCGGUCGACCUUUUACAUGCAGUCAGUGUGGUAGAGCCUUUGCAAGGAAAAAUCUGCUGCAAUUGCACAAAAUGACUCAUGGUAUGGUGCAAGAUCAGAAAGACUCUGAUGGGAAUGAAAAUGAGGAAGGGAGAGAAGAGAGAUUCAACAAAAUGGAUGAAAAUCCUGAUGGAGCCGGCCCAAGUAAUGUACAACCAUCUAAAACAAGUAUUACAGAACAAUGUCAAUGUACCAUUUGUCAAAAAUCAGGGCCAAACAUGGUUGGGUACAAUUACUUGAAGGAAAGUCUUGCGCCCAGUGGCAAGAGGCGGUUUGAAUGCUCUUUGUGUAGAAAAAUAUUUUCAGCCCUUUGUAAGUGUUUAGGCCAUAUCAAACUCCUGCACGCUAAUGCAAGUGGCAAUCCUUAUAAGUGCAGGAACUGUGGAAAAUGUUUUCUGGCAGUGACUUCCCUGUGUGGUCAUAUGAGAGCUCAUCGUGAGCGAAAGAAAUUUAGUUUUCAGUGUGGCAUCUGUGAGAAGGUUUUUCAGAUUGGUGAAGCUCUGAAAAGACAUGUUGUUGCUUUUCAUAGCAAGGCUAUCUCUAAAGAAGCUCUUGCUGCUGCAGUCAAACACGGCUCAAAACUGAAACUAAAAAUCAGAUUGCCAAAACUAACAGACAAAUUACUUGAUAAAGUGUCUGCAAGUGAAAAUAAAGGACUAACAGGGGAUGUUAAGAAACAUGCACUGCCUAAAACAAUGACAUGCAGUAAGUGUGGGCUAAGCUUUACACAAGGCAAUUCAUACGUGCGACAUAUGUGUAAGCAUUUAAACAUUGUCCCAUAUGAUUGUAAGAAAUGUGGUAAAUUGUUCUCUUCUCAAGCUGUGCUUAAGGCUCAUAUGCAACAUCAUAAUAGUGCUCAGAUAUAUCAAUGCAUCAGAUGUAAUUUCAAAGCAAAGUACCUAACGCAGCUUUAUGUACAUAUGGAAAAGCAUUUUGGGAAAGGUGUACAUGGUUGUGUGUACUGUACAACCAGAUUCACCAAAAAGUCAAACAUCAAGAAGCAUAUCUUGACCAAACAUCGUGGGAAGCGGCUAGCCUUCGAGGACUACAGUGCUACUGUACAGCCAGAAGAUGAAGUUAUGGAUCAAGAAGAACAACUUGAUGAUAUGGCUCCAAAUGAGCAAAUUGAAAUGAGUGAAACACAACCACAUCCUGUGCAUGUGUAUCCUGCUCCAGCUUCAAUAAGUCCAAGCAGACAGACUCCAUCCAAACAAGCAGUUGUUGGUACACCCAAUAUGCGUGUUGAAAUUUCACAGCCUGAUAGCAGUCAGAUAGCAGAAGACAGGCCUCCAAGUACACUCAGUUCAGAAGGAUCAGUACACACAAGUGUGUCUGGUACUCCUAAUCAAGCUAAGAAUAUUAACCAUCAACAAAAAGAAGUCAGAACAACAACUUCGCUUAGUCCUGUUGCAAAGAAAGACAGUUCUGCUGACCAGAAGUGUGCAGACUGCCUGUCAAAUAACUCAAACAACCUAAAAUGUAAUCACUGCGGAAUAGUGUUUUUGGACAUGGUAAUGCAUACCAUUCACAUGGGAUGGCAUGGCCGUAAUGAUCCAUUUGAAUGCCAUACUUGUGGUCGUAAUUGUGGAGAUAAGUAUGGUUUCAUAACUCACAUAUUUAGAGAACCACAUAACUGAUUAAGAUUUGGUACAUAUACAUCUAAAAACAAGAUUAAAGAACACCUGAUUUCACUACGUUGUAUUUAGUAUUCAUUGAUAGGUAAAUAAAAUGGUAAACUGUCUUGUUAUACUGCUUAGAAUGGAUGACAGUUUUUACAUGUGUUUGUAGUUUGUAUAAUUGUGUGGUUGAUAUGAGCUGACAUGGCUUUGAGAUGUAAAGUGAUUUUUGUUUGUACUCUGUUUGAAAUUUCCCAGGCGAGUAGGUUGUGGCUUACAUGAACUCUCAAGUCUGAACCUGCAUUAUACACUGUAAUGUACUUCGGCUGUUGUAGCAAUGAGAGGUAAAGUAUAGAAUCUAAGUGUGUUUGUCAUGCCCUUAAAAAAUAGUUUGCUUUCUUGAAGUGAUAUUUCUAUGUUAUUUUUCUUCCUUGAAGCAAUUUUAUAACCUUUAAAUAUUGUUGAGUUCACUCGAACGAAUUGUAAUUCAAAGGCAAACAAAAUCGUUUUCAGUAAAAAGAAACACUUUUUGUUGUUGAGAAAGUGCAAUAAAUAGUUAGACAACGUACUGAAAGUUGACUUAUCUCAAGUUGCAGGUUUGCAAAGGUGAGAGAUCAUUCAAAUGUACUCGUUAAUGGUAACGGACUAUUAUUGAAAUAAGGGGGGCUCUUCGAAUGGAACUUUAAGUAGUUUCAUAUCUCCAUAGUCACAUAUCUCCAUUUCCAAGGGCUGGUACAAAUUAUUUUGUGCUUAACAAUAUAUCAUUAUGUGUUAACUAGGGAACAUGAAUGUUGUAAACAAAAAUUAAAUUAAAAUAAUGAAAUAAUAUUUUGCUGGAACAAUAUGUUUUACCAGGACAUGAAAUUAGGGGAAUCAGCAUCUAAUGAGUGUUUUAUCUUAAAAAUAAAUUAACAACCUUAGUAAUGAUAACUGUCUUGUUAUCCUUUUUUCUAAAGAAGUCUUGGACAAACACUGCAAAACUGUAUGGUACUAUUUUCACUAGUCAAUGGGAUUUUCAAAGAUAUGAACUGUAAUUGGCUUGCAUGUGAAACACAAACACGUUGAUGCACACUUGCAGUCAGGAUAGUGUUGGGAAAUAUUUUCAUGUAGGCCCUAAUACAUAAUCCUAGAGUUUUACGCAUGCAAUGACCAAUCUGUUGUGUAUGCAGCUCCCACUUAUUGUCGCACAGGUUAAACAGCUUUUAGGGUUUUAGAUAAUAAUAGUACCGUAUUACAAACUUUUGAAUAGAUACAUGUACAUCUAAUCAUCUAUGUGUUGUGUUCUAUACUUGUACAGCUAUUAAAUAACCUUGUGGCAUCAUCAUUCUGAUGUCACCUUGUUGGAUUAUUUGAAGCAGUUGAUGUUCAUGGUGAACUGAAAUGCUGACUUGUGUCACGAUCAUUCUAGAUAUAUCAGGCUCUGCAUGCUUGUCGUUUGGAUGUGAGGUACAAUACAUUUACUCCAUGUAUAACAUGUAAUCUAAAUAUCUCAUGGUGUUAUUUAUCGGAAUACAAAAUGCAGUUAUCUAUGAGAACCAUUAUAAGAUUAGAUCUUAAAUAAGUCAUUGGUUUUCUCAGCAUUCCUGAUUAGCAGGUUAGUUUAACAUGGAUCUCUCACAAGGUAUACCACAAGCCUGAACUGUUGAGUUUGUUAUCAGUUAGCUAGUAAGUAAUAGACACAAGGCUGGUGAAUGUGGUUCAUACCGUAUGCGGCUCUGGUUUCAUAAAGGAAACCAAUUGUAAAUGCCAUUAGAUUGAUUGUUACUUUUUCUCUGCUCUUCACAUACAUUUGUUCAGCAGUUUGUUGUGUUAGAUUUAAAGCAUACAAAUCUUCUGCGCAAUGAAAAUAUUAUGAGCGUUUCAAGUAUUUUUUCCUUAACUUUAAUUUUUGUUUACCAAUUACAAUCACUGCUUCUGUUAACUCCGGGUGCUUGGCUUUGUUAUCAUUAUUCUUUAUCCCCAGUUGCACCUUGAAACAUUUGAAUGACUGCAUUGUCAAAGUUAAGUCAUUUAAGGUAAACAACAGAAUGCAUGGUUAAAUGGCCAUUGACAAUUUGUGCAGUAACAGUUAUGGUGAGCAGUUUGCAAUAGCAAUUUUCAAUUAAAUUUGGUCUAAGAAAACCAGGAUGGUCUAUUAUGGCUAUCAUAAAGUAGAAUUUGUAUUUGGUCUAAGAAAUCAAGCAUCUAAGAAAUCAAGCAUCUAAGAAAAUUUUGGUCUAAGAAAACCAGCUUGGGUCUAUUAUAAAGUAGAAUUGGUACAGAUGUUGUGUACAUAUUAUCCUUGACCAUGUUGACAGUGUAGAGAUAAAUCAUUUUUGUUAAAUUUUUAACUAAAUGAAACAAAUAAGAAUAGUUAUUCUUGUAAGCUGUAACAGUUUAUCAUAAUAAUGUGUUUUAAAAAGUAGGGUUAGUUUCUUUGUAUAAGGCAAAAAAUAAAUAACAAAUGUUGAUCGUCCU